Messenger RNA from Calidris pugnax (ruff), 2394 nucleotides. RefSeq names its product membrane magnesium transporter 1 (gene MMGT1). Lineage: Eukaryota; Metazoa; Chordata; Aves; Charadriiformes; Scolopacidae. The coding region runs from base 42 to 389 and encodes 115 amino acids. Gene Ontology annotation, cellular component: plasma membrane; early endosome; Golgi apparatus. The transcript has 3 exons. The record is from RefSeq and is a predicted model, not a curated record.
GUGGCGGUAGGGGUCGGUGUUACCGGCGCUGCGGGUGGGUGAUGCGGUGUGUGCGCUUCUGUCUCCCAGAUCGCUCUUACAUGAGAUUAACGGAAAAGGAAGAUGAGACGUUGCCCAUAGAUAUAGUUCUCCAGACUCUCUUAGCCUUUGCUGUCACCUGCUACGGGAUAGUACACAUCGCAGGAGAAUUCAAAGACAUGGACGCGACUUCAGAACUAAAAAAUAAGACGUUUGACACGUUAAGGAACCAUCCGUCUUUUUAUGUAUUUAAUCAUCGUGGUAGAGUAUUGUUCCAGUCCCCAGACACAGUGAAUUCUUCUUCAAACCAAGAUGCUUUGUCAUCCAGCUCAUCACUGAAAUUUCGAAAACUUGAACCUCUGCGCCGCUAAGACUUUUACAGAUUAUAAUAAUAAUCCUGGACACUGAGAUGUAAUAUUCAAGUCGGGGAUGUAAACACUUUUUUUAAUUUCUGGAGCAGUAUUUAUAUUGAUCUUCCAGACUUUAUAAAGUAUAUAUAUAUAUAUAUAUAAACUAAGGACCUUCUUUGUACACUGUUAAUGAAAAUGACUGAAUUGUGAAUUGGCAAUGCAGUGUAAAUUAUUCUACAGUUAUGCUGUGAACCACAUCUUCAAAUUUUCAUAUAUUAAAACCAAGUUGCAGCUGGCUUAACUUCAGUUAAAAAGCAAGCUAGUUUUCACCCCGCAAUUAAUGUCCUUUAACAAGAGGGAAUGUCCCAGCGCUAUUUAUUUUCUCGGUUUGCUUGCACUACCAGUUGAGGAAACUCCUUCAGAAGUGCUGGGUCACGGCAUCCCCUUCCCAGUGAGAAAGGGGCAGAGUCUCCUGCACCCAGAACGCCCCCAGGAGACCUGUGUGGUGUGGGCACAGCGAGUCAAAAAGGUUGCUUGCCUUUUUUAUUUUUUAACAAUGCUGAAAAAUAGUUGCCUGAAGGGGUUGUUUUGGUUUUUUUUCCUAGUUUUUCAUUAUCACAUUCUUUCCUUCUUGCCCUCCUUCAUUGCAAUGGUGCGAGGCUGCCUGGGAUGCGGCUGCAGGUUUGGUGCCUGUGCUGGGGGAGGCAGCUGAGGUCCCGAUCAGGCAGAUACUCUAGCAGCUUUUGUUGCUUAUUUGGUGUUUCCCGUCCCUCCAGUGGGGAAUGGCUGUCCAAUGGCUCAAUGUUGUGUUGGCACCAGAUACAAGCUCCCAAGAAGUAUUUCAAGUAUUGCUAAGAACUACCGUACAGCAGCGGGGGCCGUUUGAUCAGCCCAUUGCGGUACAACCACCCCCUCUUCUGCCAACACAGCCUUUCAGGUUGAUUUCUUUUUUUCCAGCUGAGCCCUUUGUUGAUUUAACAUUACUGUCUUGAUUUCACCUAUUAGGACAGAUGCUACAGUCCUUAACUCUUAGUGAUAUUAACAUUCUCAUCUCCCCGCCAGGGCUGAACCAGUAAUAAAGUUUCUGCCGGUCUGGCAUUUCACCCACCUGACACAGCAGAGGGAGGGUAGGUCCAGAUGCUGAUGGGGCCAACUAGAAUUUUUGCCUAGUUUGUCUCACUGCCACUGUGGAAACUCAGCUUUUUGUCCUAGCAUCUGUUUUGUUUUGUUUUUUUUAAACAUGUUAAGAACUGUCCCAGGCAAAAAGCUUAGCAAAAAUACUGUGUAAACCGAAGCCUCUCUUUUUUUUUUCCUAGCUCUGCCCGUCCUAUGGAGCGGGUGCCCCAGUGCUAGAGCAAUAUCUGUAGCUGCUGCUCUACAAUCACUCUUAAGCAGCUGAGUUUGGUUAGAAGGGGUUACUCUGCCAGCCAAAGGCGUCUUGAGCUGCCGGAUUGCUCCCUAAAGCGGCCUGGUUCCCCCCUAGCUGGUGUCACAAACGGGCUCCUACCAGCUGCUGUCACCAGAGGCCUCAAAAAUAGCAAGUAUAAGUCAGCUCCCUGUUGUGGACCCAGCUCUUUCCAUGGGGAGGAGGCUGCGGUGGGGCAGGCUCUGUGUAGAUGACAGGGCUGGAUGUUGGCCAGGUGACCUCGCGAGGUGCAGGGGAAGGAAAGACAAUUAGUGGUGGGAGGGUGAAGCACGGCCAAGGGUCGGUAACCACCGUCCCAGAGAGUGGCAGAGUGUCUCUGAGGGUAGGGCCCCUGCUCUCAGAAGAAGCCCCCUUUUUUGCCACCACAAGGCUCCAUGGAGCUGCCCGAGGCCAAUGUGCUGCUGUGGGACAGGGCGAGCAGAGAAUGUCACCCGCUCCUUGGAGCAGGUCCGGCCGGGAACACCCUCUCAGCUCCAUCAGCCUCUUCUCGUGAGGAGCAGCCUCGUGCUUCAGCAGCCACGGUUAUAAUAUCACAGAGCUGUACAAAUUAUUUUUUCUUAUCGAUCUCGCAAUGUCCAAUAAAAAUUGAUAAUCCUUAAA